Molecule: messenger RNA, 463 nt
Organism: Drosophila eugracilis
Lineage: Eukaryota; Metazoa; Arthropoda; Insecta; Diptera; Drosophilidae
Product: neuropeptide-like protein 32
Exons: 1
Coding region: 57-401 (114 amino acids)
Source: RefSeq, a predicted model, not a curated record
UCAUCCAUCAAUCAGCUAUCUCUAAUCUGUUUGGAGUCCCUUUAAGUUGCAUUAACAUGAAGUUCCUCGCUCUGUGUCUCCUCGUCCUGAUCGCCGUGAUCUCCUGCUCUUGGGCCCUUCCCGUGGAUCUGGAUAAUGGUGAACCACUGACUCUUCUCGAAUUGGAAGUGGAACAGGAUCCCCAAGUGGAUGAACUGGAAGGCGAAAGAAUUGUCCGCGGACUUGGAGGUCUAGGCGGACUCGGCGGCAAGUUUGGCGGCUUUGGAGGACUUGGUGGCCUGAAGGGCGGCUUCGGUGGCCUGGGACACGGCUUUGGCGGUGGAUUUGGAGGACAUGGCUUCGGUGGCGGCUUCGGAGGACUCGGCAGCUUCAAGAGCUUGUUCAACAAGAAGUUCCGCUAAUUCAGCAGCUUAAACCCAAAUUUUAAUUUAAGAAUUUACAAAAUAAAACUUAGUUAAGUAAA